UGUGGAACAACAUAGGACAAGAUAGAAGUAUCCACUUUUAGAAAAGUUGUAGUGUAGUAUUGGCUCUGGAUCAGCUUGAUUGUAGCACUUAAGGAGGUUGUAAUUAUAGCAAAAAUUACAACUCAGAGUAGCUUAAAUUUCCAGUUCCCGUCCAAUUUUUUCACAAUUGAGAAUGACUUCCGGAUGGGAGCCGAAACGUCUUGAUUCUGAAAACAGUGUCCAGAUGACUACGACUGAAACCUUUUCUACGAUAGAACACUCCUGGACGAUUGAGGAACUACACCGUCUAUAGCAAAAAUGCCUUUGUUAAACAGAAUUGUAUUUACAGAUGAGCCUUUCAUGUCUCCUAGAUGGCGUACUCCACUGGCACUCUCGCACAGGGCUGUUUUGGUAAGGUGUACAAGCAGAAGUACAAUGAUACCUGGGCUGCUAUAAAGAAGGUCCCCCAGCAGCUCAUCAGUAAGAAGGACCUGGAGAGAGAGUGUGAAGUGUACAACAAGGCAAAUCAUCCCAACAUAGUGAAGCUUCUGGGUAACAUAAAUCUCAAAGACGGAAAAUGGAUCAUUCCUCUAGAGUUUAUCUUCGGAGAGGACUUAGAGACAACCAUCUUCAAAGCAUCAAAGUCUAAAAUACAGUUGACUCCAGCUAAUAGAGGCACUAUCAUCAUCGGCAUGUGUGAAGGGCUGCUUCACCUCCACUCCAAAGAUAUUGUCCAUCAAGACCUCAAGCCUGAAAAUAUCAUGGUGGAGCACAACACAAACAGAGCCGUCAUCAUCGACCUGGGACUAGCCAAGUUCUUCCGACAUGGUCUCAACUCUGCCGUGGACAUGGGGAAUGAGGCCUACUCAGGCCCUGAGGUGCUGCAGAGGGGCAGCCAGCGAGACCAGCGCUCAGAUGUGUGGGCCAUGGGUAAGAUCAUUGCUGAGCUCUGUGCCCGGAUUCGGCUGUACACGCCCAGCGUCUGUCCAGCCAAGAUCAAGGAGACCCUGCAGGAUUCGCCAUACUGCCAUGCUGUGUGUAGGAUGGUGGAGACCGACCCUUCUCUGAGGGCCUCCAUGGGUGGGGUCAUAAGUGAGAUACGAAGGGCCGGAGGUGCAGGCAUGGUCACCAAUACACCCGUUCAAAUAGAGCACCUUAAGCCACCUACACCUCACAUUAAUGUCAGAAACCAGUCUCCAUCACCAGUGAACAGGGAUCCAUCACCAAUAAACAGGGAUCCAUUACCAUUUAACAGGGAUCCAUCACCAGUGAACAGGGAUCCCUCACCAGUGAACAGGGAUCCAUCACCAAUAAACAGGGCUCCAUUACCAUUUAACAGGGAUCCAUCACCAAUGAACAGGGCUCCAUUACCGUUUAACAGGGAUCCAUCACCAAUGAACAGGGCUCCAUUACCGUUUAACAGGGAUCCAUCACCAAUGAACAGGGCUCCAUUACCGUUUAACAGGGAUCCAUCACCAAUGAACAGGGCUCCAUUACCGUUUAAUAGGGAUCCAUCACCACUCAACAGGGCUCCUUUACCCUUUAACAGAGAUCCAUCACCACUCAACAGGGCUCCAUCACCGCUUAAAUGGGAGCGUUCGCCCAAACCAGGUGUACUGCACCUCUCUCCUUCCCCUCAGAGGACAGAGGAAAAGAGUAAACACCAGGCUCUGGUCCCGACAGGUGCAACUGACCUCCCGGAAGACUUCAUGAAAAUGAUGGAUCUGCCCUGCAACCUGCCCACAACAGGGAGGGUGUUGGUGCGGCGUUUUGAGGAGAAAAACGGGGAGGUGGGAACAUGGGAGCAGAAGGAGGUGGUGACUCGUGAUGGGAAGAUAGUCAAGUACGACGAUGUCAAGUUUAAUAACAACUAAGAAUAAGAGUUUAAGGAUUUGUUAUUUGGCAGAUACUUUAUCUCCUCAAAAAGGAUUGCAUGUGCUGGUUGAAUGGUUAGUUCAGGGUCGCCUAACCUUUGGUAUCUUUUUAGGAAAGCAUGUAAAAUACAUUUCCACUGAGCUAAAGAGUAAACUGAGAUAAAGCUACAGUAGACACAAGUUUCUGUCACAGAUAAAAUCGACAUGUUACAAACUUAGAAAUGCAGUAUGGCACUUUGAAGCAGUAAUGAGAGGACAAUUUGAAAUGGAUUUGGUUGUACUGAAACAUGAUAUUUAGUCAUGUUAGGAAUUUGAUUGAUCAUCUAAUUUACUUGCCAAGAAAGACAUAUCUGCAGGCAUGAACAACCAUCUGUGAAUGUUUUUCAGCAUCUGAAUGUAUAAGACUGUGAACAUGGCUCAUACAUUAUGUGUCUAUUUAUGUAUAUAAAUAAAUUCUGAAAUAUCUGUUGCAAUUGCA
Siniperca chuatsi (mandarin fish) is the source of this 2331-nucleotide messenger RNA. RefSeq names its product serine/threonine-protein kinase unc-51. Bases 351 to 1853 code for a protein of 500 amino acids. Gene Ontology annotation, cellular component: autophagosome; cytoplasm. The transcript is spliced from 5 exons. Gene Ontology annotation, molecular function: ATP binding; protein serine/threonine kinase activity. The record is from RefSeq and is a predicted model, not a curated record. Gene Ontology annotation, biological process: autophagy; protein autophosphorylation; autophagosome organization. Lineage: Eukaryota; Metazoa; Chordata; Actinopteri; Centrarchiformes; Sinipercidae.